This is a messenger RNA of Ilex paraguariensis (yerba mate), 1712 nucleotides long. NCBI's taxonomy places the organism in Eukaryota, Viridiplantae, Streptophyta, Magnoliopsida, Aquifoliales, Aquifoliaceae. The record is from the annotation of a GenBank genome assembly.
UAAAUCGCUUUCUCCACAAGUUCCUUUCACGAUGAUCUCGUUCAACAGACCCAAUUUUCUGCUACUCUCAUUGGCAGAAACAAGCUUUGGGUGUUUUAAAGUUGGGUCGAGGGGAGAGAAAAAUAGGUGUUGUGAUGGAAAGCACAUUGAAGGAGAUGACCAAUGGUGAUUCAGUGCUUGAUAUGGAUGAUAAAUCUGGUGUCGGUGGUGGUGUUGAGGACAUGUACGGUGAGGAUAGAGUCACUGAGGAUCAGGCUGUCACCCCUUGGACCGUCUCUGUUGCUAGUGGGUAUAGCUUGUUGCGUGACCCUCACCACAACAAAGGGCUUGCCUUCACCGAGAAAGAGAGAGAUGCUCUUUACUUGCGCGGGCUUCUGCCCCCAGUUGUCCUCUCCCAAGAACUUCAGGAGAGAAAGCUGAUGCAUAAUCUCCGCCAAUAUAAAGUUCCGCUGCAAAGAUACAUGGCCAUGAUGGAUCUUCAGGAGAGGAAUGAGAGGCUAUUUUACAAGCUUCUCAUUGAUAAUGUUGAGGAACUGCUUCCAGUUGUGUAUACUCCAACAGUUGGAGAGGCUUGCCAGAAAUAUGGGAGCAUUUUUCGCCGUCCGCAGGGCCUUUACAUUAGCUUGAAAGAGAAGGGGAAGAUUCUUGAAGUGCUGAAAAAUUGGCCUGAGAAGAGUAUUCAAGUUAUUGUUGUAACUGAUGGUGAGCGUAUAUUAGGGCUUGGAGAUCUUGGCUGCCAGGGAAUGGGGAUUCCUGUUGGAAAACUCUCUCUGUAUACUGCACUUGGCGGAGUUCGUCCUUCAGUGUGCUUGCCUGUAACCAUUGAUGUUGGCACAAACAAUGAGAAGUUGUUGAAUGAUGAGUUCUACAUUGGGCUCAGGCAAAAGAGGGCGACUGGGCAGGAAUAUACGGAGCUUCUAGAGGAGUUCAUGUGUGCAGUUAAGCAGAACUACGGAGAGAAAGUCCUUGUGCAGUUUGAGGAUUUUGCAAACCACAAUGCCUUUGAGCUGCUGGCGAAAUAUCGCACAACACAUCUUGUGUUUAAUGAUGACAUACAGGGAACAGCAUCUGUGGUUCUAGCAGGGCUUGUUGCCGCUCUGAAAUUAGUUGGCGGAACCUUGGCUGACCAUACAUUCCUAUUCCUAGGUGCUGGGGAGGCUGGAACUGGUAUAGCAGAGCUUAUAGCUCUUGAGAUAUCAAAAAAGACAAAUGCACCACUAGAAGAGAUCCGCAAGAAGAUUUGGCUUGUGGAUUCAAAGGGAUUGAUUGUUAGUUCUCGUAAGGACUCUCUUCAACACUUUAAGAAGCCCUGGGCUCACGAGCAUGAGCCUGUUAAGGAACUUUUAGAUGCUGUCAAGGCAAUCAAGCCAACAGUAUUAAUAGGAACAUCAGGUGUUGGAAGAACAUUUACAAAGGAUGUGGUUGAGGCCAUGGCAUCCUUCAAUGAGAAACCUCUCAUUCUUGCUCUCUCCAACCCAACCUCACAAGCUGAGUGUACUGCCGAAGAAGCUUAUACAUGGAGCGAGGGUCGUGCAAUCUUUGCUAGUGGAAGUCCAUUUGACCCUGUUGAACAGAAUGGGCACAUUUUUGUGCCUGGCCAGGCAAACAAUGCUUACAUAUUCCCCGGAUUUGGAUUGGGUUUGAUCAUGUCUGGCACAAUCCGCGUGCAUGAUGAUCUGCUUUUGGCAGCCUGUAAGUACAUGGAGGAUUAA